AUGCGACGCGACCGCAGCGAAGGCAGGUCUCGAGCUCCAGCGACCAUGUCUGUCGUCGGCUUCGACAUUGGUAAUUUGAACUGUUACAUAGGGAUUGCUCGUCAAGGUGGAAUAGAAGUGAUAACAAAUGACUAUUCUUUGCAUGCAACUCCGUCCUGUGUAUCAUUUGGCGCAAAAAACCGCUCAAUGGGUGUGGCUGCUCGCCAAUCAGUGAACACAAAUUUCAAGAAUACCAUCAUCCACUUCAAACACAUGCUUGGGAGAAAGUUCAGUGAUCCGAUCGCUCAGAAGUUUGCUCCGUUCGUACCUUGCCAAACCGUGCAGCUACCAAAUGAUGAAAUUGGAUUCAAGGUGAACUAUCAAGGUCACGAGGCUGUAUUCACUCCUGAGCAGGUUCUUGCGGCUCUUCUAACUAAACUCAGGGAAAUCAUUGAGAGUCAAUUGAAAGAUGUGAAAAAAGUGACUGAUUGCGUAAUUGCGGUACCUUCAUAUUUUACUGAUGUGCAGCGACGCGCCGUGCAUGCUGCUACGCAAUAUGCUGGAUUGAAUGCGUUACGCGUAAUGAACGAAAGCACUGCGAUUGCUCUCACUUACGGGAUCUACAAGCAGGAUCUUCCUGAAGAGUCCGCUAAGGCUCGGCACGUUGUGUUCUUGGAUGUCGGGCAUGCGUCCACUGAAGCAAGCGUUGUUGCAUUCCACAAGGGCAAACUUCAGAUGCUUGGCACUGCCUACGAUCUCAGUGUUGGUGGUAUUUGGUUGGAUGCUGUAUUACGGGAACACUUUUGUCAGAUGUUCAAGAAAACAUACGGAAUUGACGCUAAAGAAUCACCUCGUGCAUGGCUCCGUCUUCUGGAUGAAUGUGAGAAAGUUAAGAAGCAGAUGUCAGCCAAUCAGACUCCCAUUCCGUUGAACAUCGAAUGUUUCGUCAAUGAUAAAGAUGUUACAGGCAAAAUCCAGAGGUCGGAGUUUGAAGAAAUAGCUGCGCCUCUGUUCGAAAAAAUACGUCAACUUCUUUUGCAUUUGCUUGAGGAGACUGGUGUAAAGAAGGAAGAUGUGGACGCUGUCGAGAUGGUUGGAGGUUCUUCUCGCAUUCCUAUCAUUCGUCGUAUCAUUAAUGAAGUGUUCGGGAAAGAUCCCAAAACAACAAUGAAUCAGGAUGAAGCUGUGGCAAGAGGAGCCGCUAUGCAGUGCGCUAUCCUUUCUCCAGCUUUCCGCGUGCGCGAGUUCUCCAUCAAAGAUGCCCAACCGUUCCGUAUCAAGAUCACAUGGUCAGGUGGUGCUUCCGAAGGAGGGGAGUCUGAUGUUUUCGUGGAACGCGAUGAAUUUCCAUUCUCAAAGAUGGUCUCGUUAUAUCGGUCUGACACAUUCCAAGUUGAUGCUCGUUAUGCACUUCCAAAUACUGUUCCACAUACCACUUCUGCUAUUGGGUCCUGGCGUGUUCUUGGUGUUACCCCGAAUGCGGAAGGUCAACCUCGUAAGGUUAAGAUAAAGGUCCGUCUCAAUCCCAACGGUGUGUUUGCAGUAUGUUCCGCAACUAUGUAUGAUACUCAAGUCGUUGAGGAAUCGCCAGCGCCUGAAGAGCAACCGAUGGAGCAAGAUAGUACUUCCCAACCUCCUGCAGAGCCGCCUGCUCCUGGUGCUCCACCAACCGAUGCCGCUGCACAACCACCUGCUCCACCGAAACCGAAGACGAAGACUACUUCCACGGAACUGAAGAUUGAAGAACGACUCCCGGUAGUCUACGAUAUCGAUAAAUAUACUGACAUUGAGCUGAAGAUGCAAGCUGCUGAUCUUCAUGAGAAGAUGAAAGCUGAUGCCAAGAACGCAGUUGAGGAGUACGUAUAUGAAAUGCGUGAAAAGCUUUCGGAUUCGCUAGCUGAUUUUGUUACUGAGAAGGAUGCGGAGGCUCUUCGGGCCGAACUAUCUGCCGUUGAGGAGUGGUUGUAUGAUGAAGGAGAAGAUGCUGAGAAACCGGUUUACGAACAACGUCUUGGAGAACUCAAGAAACUUGGUGACCCUAUUGUUGAGCGCUACAGAGAGGCAGAAGCAAGAAAGCCAGCUUUUGACGCAUUCGAUAGGUCAAUCAUUCGAGUGCGAAAGGCAUACGAAGACUAUGUGGCUGGGGGAGAAGCUCAUGCUCACAUUGAUAGUGCCGACAUGGAGAAGGUGAUUAAUGCCAUCGAAGAGAAAAAACGCUGGUUAGACGACGCCCGUCAUAGACAGGAGAGGAGGUCAAAAACCGAGCCACCCGUCGUAUUUGCGAACGAGAUUGCCCAGAAACAACAAGCUUUUGAAGCUAUUGUUAUGCCCAUUUUGAACAAGAAGAAGCCAGCACCACCACCACAGAAGAAGGAAUCGAAGCCUGAGAAACCUCCGAAUGGAAAUUCUGGAGACAAUGCUGCUUCUCAGCAGCAAUCAACUGAAAUGGAAGUUGACUAA
Molecule: messenger RNA, 2439 nt
Organism: Necator americanus (New World hookworm)
Lineage: Eukaryota; Metazoa; Nematoda; Chromadorea; Rhabditida; Ancylostomatidae
Exons: 21
Coding region: 1-2439 (812 amino acids)
Biological process (GO): protein folding
Cellular component (GO): cytosol; nucleus
Molecular function (GO): ATP binding; ATP-dependent protein folding chaperone
Source: RefSeq, a predicted model, not a curated record